This is a messenger RNA of Lolium rigidum, 580 nucleotides long. Its product is annotated as DNA-directed RNA polymerases II, IV and V subunit 9A-like. Lineage: Eukaryota; Viridiplantae; Streptophyta; Magnoliopsida; Poales; Poaceae. The record is from RefSeq and is a predicted model, not a curated record. Gene Ontology annotation, molecular function: DNA-directed RNA polymerase activity; zinc ion binding; nucleic acid binding. Bases 52 to 396 code for a protein of 114 amino acids. Gene Ontology annotation, biological process: DNA-templated transcription; transcription-coupled nucleotide-excision repair; maintenance of transcriptional fidelity during transcription elongation by RNA polymerase II. Gene Ontology annotation, cellular component: RNA polymerase II, core complex. The transcript is spliced from 4 exons.
GACAACAGCGAACAGAGAGAGACGAGGAGAGAAGAGGACAUCAGCGUCGCCAUGAGCGCCCUCAAGUUCUGCGGCCAAUGCAACAACAUGCUGUACCCGCAGGAGGACAAGGAGAUGCGCACCCUCCACUACGCCUGCUCAGCCUGCGAGCACAAGGAGGUUGCCACUGAUACAUGCGUGUACAAAAGGGUUCUCCGUAAAUCUGCCGGGGAACCUACAGAUGUCCCAAAAGAUGCAGCAACUGAUCCUACUCUGCCUCGCACCAGAAGUGUUAGAUGCUACAACUGUGGCUACCCAGAAGCUGCCUAUUUUCAGGCCCCGACAAAGGGAGAGCAAGGCCUGACGCUGUACUUCAUCUGCUGCAGCCCUACCUGUGGUCACAGGUGGAGGGACUGACCACAGAACAAAGUGCUAUUUCCUGGCACUGAGACUUGACUGGCCAUGUGUUGUUCACCUUAACUUUGUAGCUUGUGGUAUCUAGGUUCCGAAGUUUCAUAUGACUUGGCUGAUGUGAGUAUAAUGUUUCUGGGCUCGUCCUCUUCAAUCUUUAUACUGCAGAGGGGCACAACUUCAGAAUUGA